AUGAUGAAUUCAUACGACAUGUCGUCCUGUGCUGUAGACGAAUCUAGAUUCGGGGGUGCGGGAUCAAGGCACUGACUCGAUCCACGAAUCCUCCAUCUUGUUCUUGUUCUUCCUCUCAAAUUCCAUCGAAGUGAACUUCAGUUUCAACCAUCGCACAGUAAACAUGGUGAGAGAGGUUUCAGAGAGCUGCGUUGACAGCCUUUUGACGGAGAUGGUUUCUACAUAUUGCAAUCGCUUCUACGCCAAUAAGCCGGAGCUCGCCGCCCGUCGCAUCGAGGCAAUCGGCUAUCAGGUUGGCCACCAGCUCUCCGAACGGUAUACGAUGGAGCGGCCUCGGUUCACUGAUCAUCUCGAGGCGAUCAAAUUUAUCUGCAAGGACUUCUGGUCUGAGCUCUUCAAAAAGCAGAUAGACAACUUGAAAACAAACCAUAGAGGUACCUUUGUACUGCAAGAUAAUCGAUUUCGCUGGCUUACACGCAUGUCGGUAGAUCCUUCUCAAAGUGAAUCACAGGAUACUUCUGCGGACGGUGAAAGCAAGGCAGCUCAGGCAACAAGCAUGCAUCUAUAUUUCCCAUGCGGAAUCAUAAGGGGUGCUCUCUCAAAUUUGGGAAUUCCUUGUGCAGUUUCUGCUGAUAUUUCAAAUCUUCCUGCUUGUUCAUUUGUUGUUCGUAUAAAGGCUUGAGGAGAAGUGUAUCAAAAAGUAGAUUUCAUCUCUGGGAUAUGAAGAUUACUAUGAAGAUUAUUUUUCAGAAUUUAGAGAUCGUAGAGAUAUGGUCAAGUUUCUUUAUUGUUAAAUUGAAAAUGGUAUCUUAUACUCUUUGGGAGGAGGUGGCCAUCUGUUUAGGAGGUUAAAAUCCUACGAGUUUUUAGACAACUAGAUGUUGUAGAGUCAGGAGGAACGGGAGAUCCAAAGAGUAGUCACGACAUUAGUAUCAAAACUAUCAAGUGGAAAGUCAAAGGUGACUUGUUGAUAAUCAUGGACAAAUUACCCCUUAGUGAGCUCUGGACUUGUUUGGCUUUGGGUUCAUCUUAUGACUCAAUUUGAUAAGGCUAUAUGAUCAUAUGACAUAAAGAGGACUCAUGACAUUAUUUAGAUUUGCCAUUUUUUGUGGCUGAUUCUGAGAUAAUUACGUGGCAAUCUGUAAUUGGUCCAAAUUUACUCCUUUGCAAAUGUCUACUUCCGAAAUUUAUGUGCAAGCAUACCUAUGGAUGAAGCCUGAACGUAUGCAUUUUGAUAAGA
This is a messenger RNA of Momordica charantia (bitter melon), 1240 nucleotides long. RefSeq names its product Transport protein particle (TRAPP) component. Gene Ontology annotation, cellular component: cis-Golgi network; TRAPP complex; trans-Golgi network. The record is from RefSeq and is a predicted model, not a curated record. Gene Ontology annotation, biological process: regulation of GTPase activity; endoplasmic reticulum to Golgi vesicle-mediated transport. NCBI's taxonomy places the organism in Eukaryota, Viridiplantae, Streptophyta, Magnoliopsida, Cucurbitales, Cucurbitaceae.